GGGUGAUCGCGAUCGCGCAACAGGAUCUUGCUUUUAACAAAAGCAAGUUAAUGUGAAAGAAUUUUAUUUUAUAAUUUAUUUCACUUAUAGAUCACAAGAUCAACCUCAGCAAUGCAAAAUUACAGACGUAUUGAAACUUUCUUGGUAAAAGAGAUUACCGGUACUUUAUUAUGUAAUAUAGUGGUUCUUUAUUUUUUAAGAAUGAAUCCGUUGCGUUAUUAUGUGGUUCUUUAUUAUUUAAAAAUGAGUCCGUUGCGUUAUUAUGUGGUUCUUUAUUAUUUUAAGAACCAAAUCAAUGGUCAUCGGCGUAGAAUUUAAUUGACAUGAAGCAAAUGAAAAAGCUCUAAUUAGACAAAUAAUUGACUAAGACAUGAUAAUAUAUAAUCAAAGAUAUAAAUACUGGGCGGCACCGAAAUGUUUCAUGCAUCUACGUGAGCCAGCGGUUCUUUGGAAUCCCUAAGAUUAUCUGAGAGAACGUCAACUAUAUUUCUCUGCACAGAGGUCAUGGUAGCUUGAGUGACAUUAAGCGGGUUAUCCGCCAGUACACUGAGGAAAGAGAAUCCCUCGCUCGCUCCUAGUUUACUAUCAAAGAAUUCAAGAAAAUCAAGAUAGAUGACUUGCUGCAAAAGACGGAUAUCACUAAUGAAACCUAAAGAUAUUCUAAAAGAAGCCCCUAACCGAUUAUAGAACUCGAGAAGAAAUGCAAUUAUUAGUUCAGUAAUCUUUUGCAAGAAUGGACGUAUUAUUCUCUUGUAAUGGAUAUUUGAGAAGAUAAGAUUUUAUAGGGUAUCAAUGAUGAGGAUC
Molecule: messenger RNA, 804 nt
Organism: Rhizophagus irregularis DAOM 181602=DAOM 197198
Lineage: Eukaryota; Fungi; Glomeromycota; Glomeromycetes; Glomerales; Glomeraceae
Source: RefSeq, a predicted model, not a curated record